GAGGUUCAGAGUGUGAUUGGUAAAGAAAGUCAAACUCUAAAGGAUAUCAUGGAGAAACUCCGGAUCAAGUAUUCCGAAAUGUACAAAAUAGUACCUGCAGAGAUCGAAACACAGUUGGAGGACUGCAAGAAGGUAUUGCAAGACCUAGAAGACAAGGUUAGCUUUGAAAUCUUGCAGAGCUCUCCUCAGUAUGUUCUGAAAAGAAAAGCAGAAACUAUUAACAAGGGCCUUCAAGCUAUUGAAAAGAUGUUACAACAGAAGAGUGAAAACAUUGCAAAAGCCAAAGAAGUUCAGAAGCAAAUCUGGGAUAUGCUGGACCUUUGGCAUUACAAACUCAAUGAACUGGAUGCAGAAGUGCAUGAUAUAGUAGAGCAGGAUUCCUGCCACGCACAGGAGUUGAUGGAUAUCUUAGUGACCCCUCUUCAGCAGUACCAACAGGUCUCGCAACUUGCCGAGCGCAGAACUGCCAUUUUAAACAAGGCUGCCAACAGGAUGGAAGAAUAUAAUGAACUCUUGAAAAAUUUGAAAGUUUGGAUAGAAAACACCAGCUGCUUGUUAAGAGCAGAUGUGCAAAAUGACUUUGCAAAAAGCUUACACAAACAUACUAAUGACCUUCAGAUGGCUUUGGAAGACUCAGAGCAAAAGCAAAAUCUUCUACACAGUGUUUACUUGGAGCUGGAGGAGCUAACACCAGUCUUUGAAACAGACAAUGUAAUGCAGCAGCUCAGUGAAAUAGAUGAUCAAGUAGCAACUUUACAGCAUGAGAUAGCAGAGAUUCUUCCACAGAUCCAGCAUGUGGCUGAUGAAUUGGAUGCCAUUGAAUCUCAUGUGAAAGUGUUUGAGAAGGACAUUGCCAAAAUGAAGACAAUCCUGUCAUCAGAAGAUCUGUUAGAAUUUUCCCUUAAAGACCAACUUAAACAUGGACAGGUUAUACUUGACCAUGUUGGUCCUAUGCAGAAGACCAUUGUUCAUAUACUGUCCUACGAAGAAGCACUUCAGCUACCAGGGGUGAAAAUGCAACCUUUCUCAGUCUUCCAAAGAGCAAGACAACUCUUGAGAGAAUUGAAGAAAUUAGAAAAAAUUACUAAGGAACAAAAUGACCUAUUGGAGGAAGCUCUAAAGGAAACAGAAGAAUGCGAACAAGAAAUUGAAAAGUUGAAACAAUUCUUAAAGAACCACUUGGUUGAAAUAUCACAUGAAGGUCAACCACUGGCUCAGAAGACUCAUUGUCCAGAGGGAGAAAUGGAAGCUGUAAAAGAAGAAAUCAUAAAGCUGUGCCAAAGAAAGGAAGAUACCCUUACCGGGAUGAAAAAUUCAAUGUCUGAGCUUCGCCAGCGCUUACAGCAAGAGGUGCCUGAAUCAGGAGAUGAACCCACAGCCUCUGUAUUAACACAGAGUGAUUUGAUUGGGACUGAUGUUUCUGGUCAGCAGUUGAAAAAAAGAGGAAUGAUGUUUCUUCUACCUUCCUUAGAUGAAGAGUCAGAAGACAGUUCUUUCCACAGCAAGGGAAGUACGGCCACAGAGAAAGAUGCAAGCUUUUGGCCUUCAGAAGGAGACGAUGAAAGGCACAAGGAAGACAGUGCAACCUCCUGGUCUUCUGGUACCUUGUCGGACGGCAUCAUUCAGGAUGCUGAUGAGAUAAUGCAAUCACACAGUAAACGUGGUGAGGAAACAUCUAUGCAAAUGUUGCAGAGCACUGAAGGCCCAGGAACAGGUGACGGCAGCCAGGCUAUGAGUGACAAGCUGCCUCCUGUCACCAACGCUACCCGGUGCUCUCGAGGGAAAGCAGAAGAUUCAGAGGAAUGGGUGGAUGGUGGUAGGCCUGAGCCAGAAACGAUCCUUCAGAUGUGCCAGGCCCGGGUUGCGGAACUGGAACAGUGGCUAGACAAAACUAAAGUGUCCCUGGGGUCAGACCCCCAGACCCCCAAAAUGCAGCAGAUGGUGGAACUGCAGCUUGCUGAGUACCAGGUGAUGUUAUCAGAGAUUGAACAAAAGGUUCUUUCUUUACUGGAAGAUUGUGGAGAUAGUGCAGACUACCAACAAGAGACAGAGGCUCUUUCCUUGAAGCUGAAGGAAGUGAAGUGCAAUUUGGAAAAAGUUCAGAUGAUGCUUCAAGACACAUACAAUGAAGAGCAGAUUCACAACAGUGAGGGGAUUGACCCAGAGCCUCUUGAGAUCCUACACUCAAACGGCUUCAGCGCGCCCCAGCUUGCCCUUGCUGAACAGCCGCUCAGUCAGCACAACGAUUUCCAGCACGCACAGGAUCUGAAAGUAAAAGCAGCUGAGCAGAAAAGCCUCAUUGACUUCAUUGAGUCGUGCGUGGAAAAAAUGCAGCCGCAGUUUGAGGACAGCGUGAUUCAGAAGUUAGAAUCAAGCAAUGGAGAAUCUGAUCCAAAGAGCAAGCAGGCUGAUCCCACCUUAGCUCCAAAGGACCAAACGGGUAAUAAAUGGCAAUAUUUGCAACAAGAGCUGUCAUCAAAGAUGAAAUCUCCUCUCUGCCAGCUUGUGGAACCUCAGAUUACAACAAAGAUGAACGUGCUGCCCCGAGGCACAUUCACUAGUGCAGGCACCCCAACUGUGGAAGAACUGAAAAAUUACACUGUCCAGCUGGGAGACCUAAGCCAAGAAGCAAAUGUGGUGCAUGCACAGGAUAAUGUGGCGGAGGAAGUCUCUUCCAAUUUGGACAGAAAAUUGUUUGAGCUGCUUCUGGCAAUCAGCCGAUGUUUGAAUAACAUGGAGGAGAUGUUAAACACCUCAGUCCUCUCCACAGAAGAGGCAGCCGUGCAGCAGGCUCUUUAUGAGACUCUUUCUGUCGAGCUGCAAAAACUUCACGCUGAUCUGAGUAAUAAAAAGGAUGAUCUUCUAAAGUCUAUUAGCUGCGCUGGUGGGAGCACAGAUGUGUUCAGCGAGUGCUUUAACAACUUGCAGGCGCGGCUAGAACAAACUCAAGCUGCCACUGCUUCAAGGAGCAGCUCAAUGAAAGCUGGGCUGGAUCAUAAUAGCAAUUAUCAGAAUGAAACCAGGCUGCUCUAUGAUAAGCUAACUGAGAAGAAAGCUUCUCUGCAACAAUGCUUGAAUGCACUACAUGGACAUAGUGCUUCUGAACAGCUUCAGCAAACUGAUGCCUGUGCUUUGGAGCUGCAAAGCUUUGAAAAUCAAGUAGCAAAACUGAGAGGCCAUGGGGAAAGAUUUCAGUUACCUAUCACCUUAAUCCAGGAAGCUUAUAAAUUAGAGGAUGUUUUGGAUGACAUGUGGGAGAUUCUGAAAGCAAAGUAUGUGGAGCUGAACUCUCCUUCCAUCAGUGAGAGCCAGUAUGAGGACUUACUUCAUGGAUUUGCAGAGCUGGUAGCUAUUGGACGAGAGAAGAUUGCACAAGAUCCAAAGCAGCUAGCGAAAAGCAAAGCAGCUCUACAGUCUCACCUGGAAAAUCACAAGGACUUUUUCCACAACCUCAUGACCCACAUGGCUUUCAUGCAAGUAUUUUCCAAGAAAGUGACUCCCUCCAUCCUACAAAAGAGAGAGGAAUUCUGGAGAGAGCUGGUGAAUGAAGUCAAGUUGCUGGAGCAGAAGGCCUGCCAGUAUGGUAUACACUUAGAGAGCCUGUUAAAGGAAUGGAUGGAAUUUGAUGAUGAAUGCCUAGUUAUCAAUAAGGAGUUAGAGGCACUUUCCUCUACGCUGCCUUCUGUGAAUUUGGUUGAAGAAACAGAAGAAAGAUUAAUGGAAAGGAUUGCACUUCUACAGCAAAUCAAAACCAGUGUUGAUGAAAAGCAUGCCAGGCUGUACCAGAUGGUGAAAGAAGGGAAGAAAUUACUGACUGCUGUGAACUGCCUAGAAAUAAGAAGUCAGAUUGGGAAGCUGGAAGAGCAGUGGUUGUCUUUAACCAAAAAAGUUGGACAUGAACUACACCGACUUCAGACAUUACUCAAACUCUUGGUCAGCUACAACAGAGACUCGGAGGAAUUAAUGAAAUGGCUGGAUUCUGCUCAGCAGAGAAUGAAUUUUUGGAAGGAGCAGUCUCUCAACGUGUCACAAGAUCUUCCCACCAUCAGGGAUAACAUCAACAGCUUGUUUACAUUCUCUAAGGAAGUUGAUGAAAAAUCUUCCCUGAAGUCAUCUGUGGUGAGCACUGCCAACCAGCUCUUUCAUGUGAAACAAGCUGAUACUGCAGCACUUAGGUCAUCUUUGGCAAAGUUUGAGCAAAAAUGGGGAGAACUGAUGAUACAGCUCCCAGCCAUCCAAGAAAAGCUUCACCAGCUUCAGAUGGAAAAACUUUCAUCGCGGGAAGCUAUUGCUGAACUAAUGACCUGGCUGGACUAUGUGGAACAACAGCAAGGACAUGAGGAGCCAAUAAAUUCACAAUGUAGUGCUGCCCAAGUCAGAAGCCUCCUUCAGAAGUACAAGGAAUAUAUGAUGGAAAUGAACUUUAAACAGUGGAUGGUGGAUUUUGUUAACCAGUCACUCUUGCAGAUGAGCACUUGCGAUGUGGAAAGCAAGCGCUAUGAAAGGACAGAAUUUGCUGAGUGUCUUGGAGAGAUGAACCUCCGGUGGCACAGGCUGCAGGCAUCUCUGAACAGAAAGAUACAAGACCUGGAACACAUUUUGGAGGAUAUAACUGAAAAUGAGAAUAAAGCACAGACUCUGCACAAUUGGCUGGAAGCUCAGAGUGACCGACUGAGAUCUUUACAAACCCCAGCAAGUCUGAUCUCUGCACAGAACACAUUAGAUGAUUGCAAGGAGCUAGAAAAUCAACUCACAACUAAAUGCAAAACUCUCGAUGAGAUCAAACAGAGUUUGGCUUUGAAUGGUAGUGCAGAACAAACCCCAGAAGCUCUGUCUCUCAGGAUAGCUGAGCUCUGUGAAAUGGUGGACAGCAUUGUAAGCCAGGUUGCACAGUUAAAGACCUCAAUGCAGUCAAUACUGGAGCAAUGGAGAGUAUAUGAUGAAGUUUAUGCAGAUGUCAGCCUGAUGACAACAAGAUAUUUUUACUGCAUAGACCAGUGCAAACCUUCUGUGAUGUCACUGGAAGCUUUGAAAAACCAGGUCAAAACUCUCCAGUCUCUUCAAGAUGAAUCGGAGAACAGUGAAGAAAUUUGGGCCAAGCUCCAGGCUGCUGCCAGUAACCUGAAGAGGAACUGCUCCCCCUCUUUUGCAGAGAUUAUUGAACGGAAGUGCACAGAGGCACACGCUAGGUGGAACUCAGUAAAUGAAGACAUCACAGAUCAACUGCAGGCAGCACAAGCAACCCUGCUGCUUUGGGAGCCCUUCGAUACUUUAUGCACUGAGGCAGCAGCCAAGUUAGAACAGCACAAAGAACAGUGUACUCAGCUCUUGGAUGCUUACAUGCCCGAGGAUAACAUGAUAGAAACUCUGAAGCAGAGGAUACAGGAUAUAAAGAAUUUACAGCAUGGCCUUCAAAACAUAGCAGGAUGCCAUACCCAGAUUUCUUUGCUGGCUGAUCGGAUAAAACAGCAGGCUGGGACAGCUGCACAAGCCAUUCUGUUGGAGAAGCAGCAGCCGCUCCAGAGGGCAUCCUAUUUCGAAAAGAUGUUGCAGAGGAAGUUAGAGGAAUUGGAGUUCAAUCUUUUACAACUGGAGGAAUUCAAGAACUGCCUUGAAACGCUGGAGGGUCAGGUCAAGAGUUGCACAGAUGCCUUCGAUAGUCUUUGUCUAGAGGAAGAAACAGACAACUCAGAAUUGCUCAUGAAUCACACAUUGGAACUUGCUGCGCUUUCUCCAAGCAUAGAGAGUUUGAAUGAAGCAAGCCUUAAACUGCCACUCAGUGACUUCACCCUGAAGAAAGUGCAGAGCCUGACUCGGCAGUGGAGUCAGAAAACAGCGACUGCUCUGGAACGCUGCAGUGUGCUUGAGGGAACUCAAAAUGAUGAAAAGAAAUUCUUUCAGAAAUGUGAAAACUGGAUGAAAUUCCUAGAAAAAAUGAAAGAGGCCUUAAAAUCAAAUAUUCCAGGACGGUUUGAAGAACUGCAGGAGCAACAGAGAGUAUAUGAGAUGCUGCAAACUGAGAUUUCCAUAAAUCAGCAGACAUUUAAUUCUAUCAUAGCAAAAGUUCUACUCUCCUUGGAAUCUGGAGAAGCAGAGAAAAGAACAGAGUUUAUUUCCAAGCUCACAUUGCUGAAAGAGCAGUGGCAGAACGUUAUCCGGAUGAUUCAGCAGAGGAAGAAAGAUAUCGAUGGACUCGUGAGCCAGUGGCAGCUCUUCAAGAGUUCCAUGCAGAGUCUCAGCAGAUUUCUUGCUGAUACAAACAGCUUCCUCUUAGCAGUGAAGAGCCAGGACUGCUAUAGCCUUUACCAGCUUCGCAAUCUAAUUCACUGUUUCAAGAGUCAGGCAGUGAUUCUUCAGAGGUGGCAAGCCAUGUACUCUUUAAUUAUUGAUGUUGGGGAGAAGUUACGCACUGUCUCCGAUCCUGAGACCAAUGCUGUUCUCCAAGAGGAGCUCAGCCAGUUACAGCAGAGUUGGGGGGAUACCCAAGUCCAGCUGGAGAAGAAGAAGAUGCAGCUCAGCAGCACUUUACAGAGUUGGGACUGCUGUGAAAAGCAAAUCAAGGAACUGGAAAGCAGGCUGCGAGAGCUGAAGGAGAAAGUAAAAGAUCCACUUCCAGUUGAACAUGAAGAGCUCUACAAAGCCAAGGAACACACUAAGGAGCUGGAGCAGUCGCUGGCAGACUGGGCCCACAACAUGAAGGAGCUGCGGGCCAUGAAGGUGGAGCUGGCUCAUUGCAUCCUCACCGAGGACAUGAUGGUGCUCAAGGAGCAAGUGGAACAUUUGCACAGGCAGUGGGAAGAGCUAUGCUUGCGAGUGUCUCUGCGAAAGCAGGAGAUCGAGGACAGACUGAAUGCCUGGAUUGUGUUCAAUGAAAAGAAUAAGGAACUGUGCUCCUGGCUGGUACAAAUGGAAAGCAAAGUGUUGCAGACUGCAGAUGUUAGCAUUGAAGACAUGAUAGACAAAUUGCAAAAGGAUUGCAUGGAAGAAAUAAACCUGUUCAGUGAAAAUAAGCUUCACUUGAAACAAAUGGGCGAUCAGCUAAUCAAAGCUAGCAACAAGAGCCGAGUUGCAGAAAUAGAUGAUAAACUCAACAAAAUCAAUGAUCGCUGGCAGCAUCUCUUUGAUGUCAUUGGAGCACGGGUGAAGAAACUGAAGGAAACAUUUGCUUUUAUACAAUUAUUGGACAAAAACAUGAGUAACCUUCGCACCUGGUUGGCCCGGAUUGAGUCUGAGCUUUCCAAGCCUGUUGUUUAUGACAUCUGUGAUGACCAAGAAAUCCAGAAGAGACUGGCAGAACAGCAG
Balearica regulorum gibbericeps (East African grey crowned-crane) is the source of this 7302-nucleotide messenger RNA. The record is from RefSeq and is a predicted model, not a curated record. Lineage: Eukaryota; Metazoa; Chordata; Aves; Gruiformes; Gruidae.